GCGCCCGGUACCCGGUGCAGAGGGUCGCUGAAGUCAGCACGGAAACAGGCCAUCUUGGCCCUCCUAGUCUGUGCCGAACUCUACCUAGUCCCACCGACCUGCAUUCAGCAGAAAUCGAUAUAUCGUUUUGGAUACUGUUGAAGAGGCAGACCUGACAGAGGAGGAUCACAGUGAACGAGACUCUGGCAUUCUGCCCAGUGCCGAAAUCAAGAGAGCAAGAAGAAAUGCGGUAGUUAUAGGGGAUUCCAUCGUAAGUGGGACGGACAAGAGAUUCUGCGAGCUGGACAAGGAUACCUGGAUGGUGUGUUGCCUCCCUGGUGCCAAGAUAGCUGCAUUCUGGCAUUAUGCUCUCGGAUGGUUCAGCUUUAUUCUUUAACUUUGAAUUAUUUUAGUCGCUUAAUCAUGAAUCCAAAUGACUUCAUUGUGGUACCAGCAAACAAACCUCUCACUUCUGUCAAGUUAAAAGCAAGAAAUCUUAGGGAGUUACGGUUAGAAACUGCGCAACUGGAACUAGAUCGUGAUGUAAUGGAACAAAGAUUGCAUCAACUUCGACAAGCUAUGAGUAAGGAAAAGGAAGAAAGGGAACGAGCAGGAGCAUAUCAUUGGAAAUCUGGACAGGUGGGAAACCUGACAAAUCAUGCCCAAGUAGUGCUGAAGAAUAAAGAUAACUUUAAUCAAAAGAAAACUUCUGGAAAGGCAAAAAUCAAAAUACUGAAGGAUCAAUGUAUAGAGCCUCCAAAACGUGAAUCCUCCAGUAUACCAAUUUGUGAAACUGAAAGGCCAAAAGUCAAUUGGAAGUUAUGUGGACAGUGUGAGACCAGAAGUCCUGUAUUGGUUUGUAUUGAGUGUGGAGAAGAUUACUGUUCCAGCUGCUUUGCUAAAUUCCAUCAAAAGGGGGCGCUGAAGCUUCACAGGUUUUCCCCUUUCCAGACGGAGAAACCUGCAUCAAGCAAUUCAUUGCAUUUAGUCAGCCAGUUUGAAAAACAAAUUGAAUCUGAUGAUUCUCCUGUGAAUACAAAACAGUUUCUAAAGGAACCAAUUUCAGGCAGAACGCUUUCACCUAAAAUAAAUACACAACAAAAUGCUGAGGUUCUUACUGUACAUCAAGAGGAUGGUAAGUCAGCUCUAAGUGUGCAAAGCAGUGCAGAAGACCUUCAUAGUGGAUCAUUACUAAAUGGCAAUUUUGAUGAGGAACAGUCAGCAAGGGCAUUCCAAGAUGCAUUGAAAGAGUGGAGGGAAAGAAAACCUAUUGAAGCUCUGUUGCCACCCAAGACAUUUUCAGUUUCCAUAGGUGUAUCACAAACAGAAGACAACCUUCAAAAUUCAAAAAUAGUAAAAGAAAUUGUGUUUAAAGAUCACAAUAUAACCUAUCUGGAGAGGUUGCUACUGAAGAAGCAUAAAAGAACUCCGGAACAAUCAUUUCCAGUUGAAGUAAUGGAUGACCUGAGUACUUUUAUGUGCUCACCCGAUAAAGAGAAGAAUGAGCAAAAAGAUGAAGAACUUUUACUGACAGCUGAAGAGAUUGAGGAACAUGAAAACUAUGUUGCCCUUUUUAAAGUUGAUGAACUAUCUGAAGAUGUAGAGCAAGUACAUCCAGUUUUGAGGUUUUCUGAAGUGGAUGAUGCUGCAGAUGAAAUAAUCGAAGAAUCUUUCAACUAUUUGGUUGAAGAAGCAGAGUACAGCGGAGAAGAAAAUAGUCCAAGAACUAACAGAAGCUUAUCUGACCUGGUAAGCUCAUCAGUGCAACAAGAUAUCACUAUAUCAAGAAAUACUGAUACUUCACCAGCUCACGACUCAAAUCAAAAUGGUUCAUCAGAUCUUAGUUGUACUUAUAAUGUAGAAAGGGAAGAUAAACUGUUAUUUCCUGACACAGAUUUCUCAGCAGUUGACCAGAAUGGUUCAUUUUCAAACUACAAGCUAACCUGCCCUCAGAAGGGAACAACCACCGACACCCAUUGUGCUGAAAGACCAAGUACUGUUUCUUCUGACAAUGACAGAAACUCAUCCGGUAGACCCAAGUUUGCAACCCAAAUGCUUGAAAAAACAUACAUUGUUAAUUCAAUAUUGCCAUCUCAGUGGACUUCUGACUUUUCAAAUAUUCCUCAUGAAGAUCCUGUUUCUGCUUCAAAAAUCUAUAAAGAAUUUGACCAGACGUUACAAGUGGACAAUUUAGAGGACAGCAUGAACAAUAGUCUCACUGUCCGACCAACUAAUGAAUUACAAAAGAUUGCUCAUGCUCAAGAUAUUGAUGUUGGCAAAUAUUUGGGUAUGGAAGGUUUCUUCUCCUUGCAACUGGAUCCUAAUCUGAUUGUUCCAGCACUCUCUGUGAAACGAGUGAUCGAUGACAAAACGGAAAUGGUGGUGACACUGGUCAAAGAAGAUGGUGACUGGCGACCGGACAGUAGUCUUUGUGAAUAUGCUGAUGACUCCGUUGUUCAUGAUGUAAUUGAUGAUAUUCAGUGUAGACCUCCAAGCAGUUUUGGAAGAUCUGGUUCUUCAAAAAAUAACACAGCAUGGAUGAAGUUAUCAAAAUCAACUUCACGAACUCUGGGAUGUCCUGAGAGAAUUAUGUCAGCCUCUGCAGCAGUUUCAUUGUGUGAGACACCACAAAUUGAAAGAAGAUACCUUGUUAAGCAGAAGCAGCAUGAAAUUUCCCAGCUGACCACCACUACUCACCCACUAUCUACAGCUGCAAUUGAAAUUUCUGAAGUGUCGAGUACUGAUGUUGAGGAAGAUGAAUCCAGUUUUGAAAAAGAAGCAGACGAACAAGCUUUAAUUGAUUUGGAGAGGGAACUGUUGAAGAUAAAUAAAGGAGGCGAACAUAGUUUGGACGUGGUUUCUGCUUGUGAUUUGUCAAUGUCUUCUGGGCAAUCAUUUGAAAAGGGCACUCCACUUAUGCAAAGGGAGGCUGUUCAGUCCCAGUUUAUGCUUGAUUCUCUGGCAACAGAAGCUGGUGAAGUUCACACAGAUGAUGAGGCCGAAGAAGCCCAAGACAGACAAAAUGUUCUGCUAUUAUUCUGA
Molecule: messenger RNA, 3021 nt
Organism: Mobula hypostoma (lesser devil ray)
Lineage: Eukaryota; Metazoa; Chordata; Chondrichthyes; Myliobatiformes; Myliobatidae
Gene: zbbx
Product: zinc finger, B-box domain containing
Exons: 21
Coding region: 355-3021 (888 amino acids)
Molecular function (GO): zinc ion binding
Source: RefSeq, a predicted model, not a curated record